AUGGCAGUCAGUAACGGAUGCAUCCCUCCCCUCUUCUAUGCGGUUGCCUUCAUCCUGAUGGCCUCCGCCUUGAUCACCUACGUUCUCGGAUUUGUCAACCUGGACAUCACACCACUCUUGCACAGCGAGCAAGGCAAAGCAGUUCAGUCCAUUUCUCAUCGCAUCUAUGAGCGGCUCCUCAAACCCAUUUCUGUCUCGGAUCCUACUAUUCCCCCGUCUAUCCCCGCGAGCUUGUCAUCGCGUGGCUAUCUUGAACCCCUUCUUCCACGCUCUGGGUCUCGCCCGGCUGUGUCCGGCACCUGUCAUCCCAAGCAAAUCACACAACUACCCUGCUUGGACAAGGAAAUUGAAGUCCCGGGUCGCCUCCAAGAUCUCAUCACCGCCAUCUCCGUCCGACACCCGAGGACAACGUACUUGGGAAGCUCCACUUUUGAGGCCGACGGUCCUGUCACUCUGUUCGCGCGCCACCGUGUUUUUGAUGAGACCCGAUACUAUGGCGAAAUCCUUCGUGCCGACCGGUCGAGCGGCUUGAUUCAGUGCACAUUACAUCCCCAUGAUGUCAAGGCUGUGGUAGAAAAAGGUUGGGGCCAGCGCCAUCCGCUUUCUACACGCCUGGCGUCGUGGUUGGCCAUGAGCAAAUCACACCCCGGCCGUUCCGCAGAGACUCGGGUGGUCCUGUACGCGCCGAGGAGUCAGAAUGACAUGGAGGUUGUGAACCAGGUCAUACACGCAGCCGUUUGGUGGGUAGGGGGGCUGGACUCGCGAGUUGAUGACGAAAAGGCGUGA
This is a messenger RNA of Capronia epimyces CBS 606.96, 786 nucleotides long. RefSeq lists its product as uncharacterized. The coding region runs from base 1 to 786 and encodes 261 amino acids. The transcript has a single exon. Lineage: Eukaryota; Fungi; Ascomycota; Eurotiomycetes; Chaetothyriales; Herpotrichiellaceae. The record is from RefSeq and is a predicted model, not a curated record.